CAUGACGUCUAUGAAUAAAUUUAGCGACAACUUUCUAAAUAGCUUGGCCGAACAAUACAAUUCUACUGCUCAAAUAGUGGAAGAUAACUUUGUACUUGUACAUAUCUACUUCUCCGCUAUGAUACGAUCAGACACGAUUGAAAAAGCAGCUUACAACUGGCUCGCUCUUCUUUCGGAUGUUGGUGGAGCUUUUGGAUUAGCUUUAGGAGCUACAAUUUUAACAAUUUUCGAGCUAAUUGACGGUCUGGUCAUAAUCCUCAUACGUUACUGCGAUAAUUUUAAAAGAAAGGGCAAAGUUGAAAUAGUUCACCACCAUUAG
Molecule: messenger RNA, 319 nt
Organism: Dimorphilus gyrociliatus
Lineage: Eukaryota; Metazoa; Annelida; Polychaeta; Dinophilidae
Source: the annotation of a GenBank genome assembly